This is a messenger RNA of Drosophila eugracilis, 1070 nucleotides long. RefSeq lists its product as uncharacterized. The transcript has 3 exons. The record is from RefSeq and is a predicted model, not a curated record. The coding region runs from base 110 to 583 and encodes 157 amino acids. NCBI's taxonomy places the organism in Eukaryota, Metazoa, Arthropoda, Insecta, Diptera, Drosophilidae. Gene Ontology annotation, biological process: sperm DNA condensation; spermatogenesis.
CAGUUAAACCAAAAUUUGUAAUAUUUUCUAUAUCUUUUGUAAAGACAUUGUCUAUUGACAAAAUUUAUAGUACCGGCCUUUUUGUAUACAGAUAUAGUUAAUCAAUCCUAUGGGAGCCACGUUUCUCAAUCCCUACUCUCAGUGGGAGACCUCGGCUCUUAAGAAGUUCUUAAGGUGUUUCCAGAAGACUCAUGCCCACUUGGACAGCGCGGAGGCUCAGCGGCUCGGGGAAAGUGCAUGGGGGAAGCUUUCACUCCUCCAAAAAAAACAUUUUGAAGUAAAAUCUAGUCAACCUCCGAAAAAAUCAGCCAUCAAACGAAGGAAACCGACGACCAAACAGAAGAGAGCCGUUUACAGUUUGCGAAAUCAAGCCAAGAAGAAAACGUCAUUCAAGGCCACAAAACGUAUUUCGAGCCCUGUGAUAGGUUCCGCCUUCAUGUCCUUUCUGCGUGAAUACCAAAAGAUGAACGACGGCUUAGACAUGAGGAAAAGGCUAAAACGUGGUGCUAGGCAAUGGUCGAAACUCACGAAGGAAGAGCAAAAGAAUUACAGACCCAUCUUUAAGAGAGUGAGAAGAAAGUAGAAGCAGCAAGGCCUUUAAAUCCAUGGAACUUGAUUAAUUGACCACAACACGGCUUAAUAAGCAAUAUAAACUGCGACUCAUUUAUAAAUGCUGUACAUAUUUGUUGAUAAUUAUGAAGAACAAGUGAAGGAGCAUUUAAAUAUGAUCUCAAAUGCAGUUAAAAUAAUCAGUGUUUUAAUUUAGAAUCAUUAUUACAUGAUGUCCUAUUAAAGCCAAGAAUGUCCGUCGCCCGAACUAUGCUGUUAAAUGUAACAAAGACGAUGCCAUAAAAUGUUAAUUACAGUGCAUGUUUAUUAUGCCAUGGCUAUAGCCUCCAAUGAGUCGCUUGGCCAGACAUUAGCCCAGUAAAAGUAUCCACACUCAUUUACGAUGCGCAACACGGUCCAGUCCCCAAACAGCCAGGCCGAAGCUUCUGUAUAUUUGUGUAAUUGGCCAGGCCAAGGAGUUGGCAGCAAUAAAGCCAGACAUACUGACCCGGCCCAUACAU